AUGAAGAAAGGAGAAGUAAGAAAAAGAAUGAAUGAGAAAUACCACUUGGGAAAACUGAAGGAAGGAAGAAAUGAAGGAUGGGAUGAAAAUCAAGAUAAGUUGGGUCUGGGUGAAAAAGAACUGAGUAAGGUGAAAAAGAGGAGAGCUUUUCUUUCUUUCCUUUUCUUAGAUUUUGUUCAUGUAAAUAGUCAGCUCAUUCAAAGGGAGAUCUCUUGUCCCUGUGAGGAUACCAACUGCACCAAAAUUGUGGAGUCCUUCAACACCUGGAAUGACUUGGAAGCCAAUGCCUACACACUGAUGGACCUGCUGCUUAGAGACCCAACAAUGAUAGUGCAAGAUGUGCCGGGUGCCUUUCCUACAGUGGAUGUCCCAGACCAUGCCCACUAUACAAUUGGAGUAGUUGUUCUUAUUGUGGGAAUCACAGGAACUCUGGGUAAUUUCCUGGUCUUCUAUGUCUUCUGCAGGAGUAGGAGCCUUCAGACUCCAGCCAACAUAUUCAUCAUCAAUCUAGCUGUUAGUGACUUCCUGAUGUCCAUUACACAGUCUCCAGUUUUUUUCACCAACAGCUUCCACAAACGCUGGAUUUUUGGUGAGAAAGGCUGUGAGCUGUAUGCCUUCUGCGGAGCUCUUUUUGGCAUUACAUCUAUGAUCACUUUGAUGGUGAUUGCCUUGGACAGAUAUUUUGUCAUCACGAAACCUCUGGCUUCUGUUGGAGUGAUGUCUAAGAAGAAGGCCCUAAUAAUCCUGGUAGGAGUCUGGCUGUACUCUUUGGCUUGGAGCCUCCCACCCUUCUUUGGAUGGAGUGCAUAUGUUCCCGAGGGUCUGAUGACUUCCUGUUCCUGGGACUACAUGACUUUGACACCAUCAGUCCGUGCAUACACAAUGCUGCUUUUCUGCUUUGUCUUUUUCAUUCCUUUGAUUGCUAUCAUAUACAGCUAUGUCUUUAUAUUUGAGGCUAUCAAGAAGGCCAACAAGUCUAUUCAAGCUUUUGGAUGCAAACAUGGAAAUAAAGAGUUCCAGAAACAGUUUCAGAGGAUGAAAAAUGAGUGGAAGAUGGCCAAAAUUGCACUGAUUGUCAUCUUGCUUUAUGUCAUUUCCUGGUCACCAUACUCUGUUGUUGCUCUGGUAGCUUUUGCUGGGUAUUCUCAUGUCCUAACACCCUUCACAAACUCCAUACCAGCUGUGAUUGCCAAAGCUUCUGUCAUCCAUAACCCUAUCAUUUAUGCCAUCAUUCACCCCAAAUACAGAACAGCCAUUGCAACAUAUGUUCCUUGUCUUGGAUCCCUGCUGAGAGUUUCUCCUGAAGACUCACAGUCUUUCAGCAGUUACCCCUCCUCCAGACGAGAGACCGUAACCAGCCAGUCUUCUGAGAUAAGCGGGCCGCAGAAAGGAAAAAGGCGACUGUCUUUUCUCUCUGACAGUGAAUCAGGCUGUACUGACACAGAAACUGAUAACCCCCGUAUGCUCUCCAGACUUGCUAGCAGACAGAUUUCCUACAAAAUGGGUAAAGGCACAACUCAAACUAGUGACGUAAGAACCAAACCUAAACUGAAGAGCCCUGAUUCUGGGAUUUGUGAGAAGACAGCUGUAGAUUCUGAUGACAUAUCCAUGGUGGAACUAAACGUCACAGAAUACACUGCUACACCUACUAGAGCUGAAAGCCUGAAUGGUACUGGACAAAGAAAAGGACAGUCUCACUCUGGACCACCUGCAGCCCAGAUACCCAGCAUCACAAUAACAUACAGCAAUGUCCAAGGAGUAGAGCUUCCUUCUGGAUACCACUCUGGUUUCCUGUACCCUAAGAUCAACAGCCACAAGCAAAACAGGAAGUCCAACAGCCUAGUGAGUGGUGCAAGCAACAACGUCACCUUAGCCAAUACCUCUAGAACAACUACAGACCUGCUGAAUCCAGAAUACCUUCCUACAUUGCUCUGAAGUGCUCCUGCAAAGACACAAGACAAGCAAGGAUAAAAGCAAGAGGAGUAAGCUUUUCAGCAUCAAAACUUUCUCAAAUAGUCCACUUCUUGAUCAGAGUCACACUGUAAUUUUAUUAUUUCUUUUUUUGUGUGCAGCUCAUGAAAAAAUUUCACUUGGAUUUUACUGUGCUCAGGUAUAUCCCACCACUGCAUGGGUCUUACCCGUAAGCCUCCUAGGAUUAACUAGAGAGGAAAGGGAAAUAUGAGAUUCGAAACUGGCCAUUGUUCACCUAGUGUAGCUUAACUUCAAAGCUACUACAGAGCUAAAGCUGAGAGGUUUGGGGAAAAAAUGUACAUUACUUCUUGAAGAUGGUUUCUUCAUUAUUGUGAAGUUCUUCAACCAAAUGAAAACUUGAACGCACAGUCAGUGCUCCCUUCUAUAAUCAAUGACAUACUUUCCCUCAUUUUCUUCUACAAUCCAAUUGAAAGGCAAUGCACUUGAGCAGUAAUUUGAAGUCUCAGAUCUUGAUUUUCAUUUCUGAGAUUCUGGGGAAAGAGAAAGGAGUAACACUGAGGACGGCACUAUGGUUCUUUCCAUACUUCCAUGGCUUCUUUUUCCAACAGUCACUUAAGGGACCAGUUUAACCCACUCUUAGCUAACCUCCCCAGAGCCAUGAGAAAGUAUUAGGAAACUCCUUCCAACUUUCCUUUAGCAGGUUUCAUGAGAAGAAUGCAGAAUUCAAAGCAAUUGUUGUACUGAAAUGUCUUAUGGGUAAGUCAAUACAUCUGCCUUCUAAUACUUCAAAGUGGUUUACCUUUAGACGUGCUUUUUUGAAGUGAAUCUUGGGAGGGUAAGGGUUAGCUGCCUAAAAACAGCUGUUCUAGAGAUGUGUGGAAUCCACACCAUCCCCACUUCAGCAUUUUCAUUUUUACCUUCUCUAAACAGCAGUAUUCUUAUAGCUGAGUUUUUUUCCCCAC
This is a messenger RNA of Pezoporus flaviventris, 2894 nucleotides long. RefSeq names its product opsin 4 (gene OPN4). The coding region runs from base 1 to 1935 and encodes 644 amino acids. The record is from RefSeq and is a predicted model, not a curated record. Gene Ontology annotation, cellular component: membrane. Gene Ontology annotation, molecular function: G protein-coupled receptor activity. The transcript is spliced from 12 exons. Gene Ontology annotation, biological process: visual perception; G protein-coupled receptor signaling pathway. Lineage: Eukaryota; Metazoa; Chordata; Aves; Psittaciformes; Psittacidae.